AUCACGGUCGAACUGAGCCGGAUACAAGAGGCUGUGGCAGACAUUCUGGAAGCUAUCGGAGAGGACCCGCGAAGGGAUGGCUUGGAGCGGACUCCCAUCCGGGUUGCCAAGAUGUACGAGUCCCUGUUCUCUGGAGUGGGCGUGCGGGCCGAGGACGCCAUUGACGCGGUGUUUGAGGUCGGCGGCAACGACCCGGUUGUACUGAACAGGCUAGCGUUUUACUCCGUCUGCGAACACCACCUGAUGCCCUUCUUCGGCGAAGCCAGCAUCGGAUAUAUACCAGGAAACCGGAUCGCCGGAGUAGGGGUAAGCAAGCAUUCGUGGCCGGGCAACUGGAGAUUGACGCGCGUGCGCGCGCCCGCAGGUGCAGGAGAGAUUGACGGCUGA
This is a messenger RNA of Geodia barretti, 387 nucleotides long. Lineage: Eukaryota; Metazoa; Porifera; Demospongiae; Tetractinellida; Geodiidae. The record is from the annotation of a GenBank genome assembly.